Messenger RNA from Annulohypoxylon maeteangense, 6527 nucleotides. RefSeq lists its product as uncharacterized. The coding region runs from base 675 to 6371 and encodes 1898 amino acids. Gene Ontology annotation, biological process: phosphorelay signal transduction system; peptidyl-serine phosphorylation. The record is from RefSeq and is a predicted model, not a curated record. The transcript has 2 exons. Gene Ontology annotation, cellular component: cytoplasm; nucleus. NCBI's taxonomy places the organism in Eukaryota, Fungi, Ascomycota, Sordariomycetes, Xylariales, Hypoxylaceae. Gene Ontology annotation, molecular function: protein serine/threonine kinase activity; ATP binding.
CAAAAGGGAAGAAAAAAGUCUAAUGUUUAAUCGACCCGCGCUGUAAAAGGUAUAUCCACUCCGACUCAAAAUUGGGUGCUCCUUCAAUUAACUUACCUGCCCUACGUCAGGCAUAGUCAUUCUCUCAAUCUGAACGGAAAGUUUUGUACAUUGGUGAUACUUCGAAAAAAAGGGAAUUAGGUUGGUUCUUACCUCGAUUUUUCUCCAGGUAGAACUUCUUGCUAUUUCAAUCCUCUUCUUCCCUUUUCCUUUACGGGCUCCUCCGUAAGCCUCCGUCGAUACCGCCCUUUGUCAACAAUACGACCGGAUCGCGAUAGUGCUCGAGCGUGUCGGCCGCUCUUGUGAGCACACAGAGAGAGAGAGAGGCUCGCCCUCAAUCCUUCAAACGCAUCGAAUCUCUUGCUAAAUCGAGUGGCCCGAACAAUUACGAACGUCACUCACAGUCAUGUCUCGGGUUCUCGCGGGCUUCUGACUCUGGCUUCCUGCCAGAUAACUUGGCUUUGCAUAAGGUCCUUUUUUUGACCAAGAACCAAAUUUCGAUAUACGCCAGCUCCGUUCCGUCUAGGACGCGUUUGCGCCCCUAGCUAAACUACACAUAGCUUCAUUUCGAUCCGAAAGACUCCCUACCCGAUGCCAUCCUCGCAAUUGAGCACAGCGCCUGUCUCUUUUCUACAAUGGACGAGGAUACUAGUAGAUUAGCCCCUCCGGCUAUUAGCUCGCUUCGGGCUCAAGCCAUCGGCCGUUCAAUGGAAAGGUCUAUAAGUGCUGAUAUUAGGGAAGAGCGUGAGGAACUUCGUGAAGCUGCCGAGCAGACUUUAAACGUUAUCGUCGACCUUAACCUCGAUGGCACCAUUCGGUGGGUCAGCCCCUCGUGGGUCGAUGUCGUUGGGACACAACCAAACACCGUCGAAGGCACUCCGAUUGCCGACCUGAUCAUUAGCGAGAAUAAGUCUGCGUUUGCUGAAACUAUUGCCUCUAUGAGAGAGGACGAUUCGCGUAGCCAGUACAUCCGUUUCACUGUUGCACUAGGGCCACUGUCUAGAUUAUACCCCACGGAAGAGUGUAAGGACCCAGAGGAUGAUGGAUCCAGUUCUACUGCCGUCGAACUCGAGGCCCAAGGAAUAAUGGUCUAUGAUCGUACGACUGGAAGUGAAAGCCAUACAAUGUGGAUGAUACGACCGUGGAUCGCACCCCGAGAGAUUAAAAUCGAUCUUGCGCCGUUGCUUGUUGACUCGCUUGGGUCCGGCGCCGAAGUCCUUGCCAGCUAUCUAACACAACUGGCCGAGUCUGGGAACGAUGAUCCUGCUAAUCACCCACCCCCACUGCCAGUCCUUUGUCGUAUCUGCGAGCGACAGAUUCCACCUUGGUGGUUUGAGAAGCAUACGGAUUUAUGUCUUCAAGAGCAUCGAGCCGAAAUGGAUGUUCAAAUGGCCCAGGAAAACUUGACCGAACAUCGUCACGCUAUCGUCAAAGUAUUAGAUGCCUUAGAAGCACGCAAGAGCCGUACCUUAUCGGAGAUCCCCGUAUCUCUUCCCAUUGCCGAGUAUAAGGGCUUGCCAAUCGGGCCAUCUUCUAGUACAUCUUCUCCCGGGGCAGCAUCGCCUACCCCCUCGUCAAGAGAUCGCUCAACAGGGUAUGCCCAUUCGCGCUCUCGGUCAUUUGCUGUACGCCGCCCUCAGGCCCGUAUUGUUGAGUUGCUUUUGGAUCUUUGUGAUACUGCUAUCGAGAUUAGUACCCCAGCAGUUAAAGAAUCUACGUCUCAGGGUACCGGUGAGUUUCGUACCCAGUCACCACAAUCCGAAUCUCGCAUAUCUCAGGUGCUUCAAUGGCAAUCUCCUGGUUCAAACACCCUUGAACAAGAGCAAGGUCUGGCUUUGUUGUGCGCAGAGACCGAGAAGGUCUCUAAGGAGAAAGUCGAGGCUGUAUUCCGUCACAGGAGAAUAAUUGAGUACGCGGAACGGAUACGGAUUGAGUUUACUGUCAUUGUUGAAAAUUGCAUCGAAGAUGCGAUGCACAAAGCGGCGCGAAUCGCGGCCGGUCUGAGUGAUUCGACUGAGGACGAAGAAGGCGACGAAGACGAAGACGAUGUUGAAGAAACUCCAGUAGUACAGGAAGAGCCUAUGUUCCCUGGAUCUUUCGAUACGCCCUCUACAUUAGCAGUUGCCCUAAAGAACGUGGAGCUGAGUGAUACGGAUGAUAGAAAACGCCCUUCUUCCGUCAUUGAAUCGACAAGGUCGAGCAGCCCGAGGGAAUGUCCAACCCCGAAGUCCCAUCGUGAAGUCUUAGGGACAACUAGCCAGUCUCGAGAUUCGCGUCGAGGAUCCACCCUGCUUGAUCAUGAUGCUGGAGAUAGCGACGGUAGCGGCAGGUCUGCCUCCGUAGCGCGCCAACCACCUCGAACAGAUUCGCCUAUGUCUGAAUUGAGUGAUUUACGACGUGCUACUAGUGCGCGGCAGCACCAUAGGCGAAGUCUCAUUCUUGCCGGCACGUCUUCGCCCCACCGUCAAGAAUCGCCUUCCAGAGGCACUCAGCCAUCGUCUCCACUUCGAAUUCAUAAGCCUCGAAAUUUUCAAUAUUCGCAAGACGGUGUCACUUCCCCCGAGGCAUCUCCUAUGCUCCCUAGUAGUGAGUUUAGUUCUCCAGCUAUAAUCCCGCACCAUCGCCGACAGUCCUCCGCGGCUCUAUCGGAGUUUCCAAGCCGACCAGCUACAUCGCCACGCUUAAACGCUGCUAACCACGCUCCAAUGGCACGUGCUGUUCCGCCAUCCAUUAAAGAUUUUGAAAUCAUCAAGCCUAUCAGCAAGGGCGCGUUUGGUAGUGUCUAUUUAUCAAAGAAGAAAUCUACAGGCGAAUACUUCGCCAUCAAGGUUUUAAAGAAGGCAGACAUGGUAGCCAAGAAUCAAGUCACUAACGUCAAAGCGGAAAGAGCUAUAAUGAUGUGGCAAGGGGAGAGCGAGUUUGUUGCAAAGUUGUAUUGGACAUUCUCUAGCAAGGAUUAUUUAUACCUUGUGAUGGAGUACUUAAACGGUGGCGAUUGUGCUUCGCUUAUCAAAGUGCUCGGUGGCCUACCCGAGGAAUGGGUGAAGAAAUAUCUCGGCGAGGUUAUCCUUGGAGUUGAGCAUCUACACGACCGAGACAUCAUUCAUCGUGACCUUAAGCCCGAUAACUUACUCAUCGACCAAAAAGGUCACCUCAAACUGACCGAUUUUGGUCUGUCGCGUAUGGGACUGAUUGGGCGCCAGAAGAGGGCCCUGGAUAGUGGGACUGCCGAACCUACUCCUGACUUGCUAAAGACAGGCCCCUUUGUUCGGUCGACUUCUGUUGCUUCAUCCCGGUCGACUUCACUAGAUUUCCAUGGCAGUCAUCACUCCCCUUCUACUACACCCCAAAUUACCCCCGACAAUGGAGUUGGACAGCCAUCAUAUUUUAACUUGUCACAGGCUCAUGUAGAACCACGCCGUAUCUCUGGCCACCGUAGCGAUAGUGGUGGUAGUGAGACAUUGACACAUAUGAUGGGUAACUUUUCAUUAAAUGACCCCCAGCACAGCCAGUCUAGUUUACGUUCGCCGCAUGACGAUGGGAGCGACGCUGGAAAUGCUUCUCCUGAUUUCCCGUUGCUCCACCAGACGAAUAGUCAUAAUAGUGACGUACAUAGGAGUACACCGCCCCAGUCGAGUAUGAUGCCUCCCCCGAUGGCUCUGUUUGAUCCCGAUGAUACUAAUCGUCGGUUCGUGGGCACUCCUGAUUAUCUUGCGCCUGAAACGAUUAAGGGUGCUAGGCAAGAUCAAACUAGUGACUGGUGGUCAGUUGGUUGUAUUAUGUUCGAGUUUCUCUAUGGUUAUCCGCCUUUCCAUGCCACGGAAGCCGAACAAGUGUUUGAAAAUAUACUCGCCAGAAAGAUUAUGUGGCCUGAAGAACCAGAUGACGUUUCACCAGAGGCCAAGGAUCUUAUUAACAAACUGCUCUGCAUUGACCCUCAGCAAAGAUUAGGCGCCAACCGCGAUGAAAAGUCCGCUUCUGGAGGACAAGGGAUUAGAAACCAUCCUUGGUUUGAGGGCAUUAAUUGGGAUACGCUGCUCCAAGAUGAUGCUCAAUUCGUCCCACAGCCAGAAAACCCCGAGGAUACAGAGUACUUCGAUGAUCGCGGUGCUACCUUGCAAUCAUUUACUGAGGAGAUAGAAGACCAGUCAUCUCCUCCUUCUGCCCCAACACCGGAUUAUUCUGAUCGUCCACAUGACGCUCUCUCACGUGUGCGUUCUCAAGUUCAGGUCAACCAGAUAAAACGGGGCCUGAUGCCACUACACAUACCUCCUCACAUCCGGGAUCUGAAGAGUCGACGGCUUAGUGAGCCGGUAGCGUCGGACGAUUUUGGAACAUUCGCUUUUAAGAACCUUACAGUCCUCGACAAGGCCAAUAAAGAUGUGAUUCAACAGUUGAAAGCUAAAGCAAUGGCAGCACAGAAUAGAUCUGGAAUCAGUCCAGGAGGUAAUAACCCAACCUCCCCAUCUCCGGCUCUCGAGGGGAGCCCAGUUAUGGCUAUGCCGAUACAACGGAACUUGUCAAAUGCCAAGGCGUCGGCAUCCCAACGUCCUGCGUCGCCCUCCACGGCUAGUCACGCCAAUUCGUCACCAAGUCGCGCUUCACAACCGUCUUCGCCUCUACUUGUAUCUUUUCACGCAGGCCAGGGAGCCGAGGGUCGUAGAAAAGCUUCUAGUAAUUCUUCCAGCUUAUCGCAGCAAUCUGGAUCGGGCUCUCUGCAACCUGGGAGCUUUUUUGACGUACCACGCGUCACUCCUAGUCUACAAAAGUCAACAAGUGCUUCUGCCGCUGCUGCUGUUGCUGCCGUAUCCCCGGUGAAAGGGAAAGGUGCGCCGCCACCUCUGCCGCUCUCUCCGCAGAAAUCAGUAGGGACUCCAAGACAGGCGAGCGGAUCCUCGACGCGAUCGCGAUCUUUGACCGUAGGUUCCCAAGAAGGCAGUCCUAUCGCGGCCGACCUUCUUGCACACCAUCGCAAUCGUCGAAGCCAAGUGUUCGACAUGUCUCCAUCAUCAUCAGAUAACGAAGGUGAGAGGGCCAAUGCUCUGCUUAAAGUACAGCGGCGACGCCAAUCUUCCCGUCGAAUGUCGGCUAUUAUGCUUGAUAGUCCAACGUUCCGUUCUCUAGAUGUUUUGAUAUGCGAAGAUCAUCCAGUUUCACGAAUGGUUAUGGAGAAAUUACUCGAAAAACUUCGCUGUCGCACUAUUUCUGCAUCAACUGGUUCCGACGCCGCUCGAUACGCCGUGAGUGAAAUCAAAUUCGACAUAAUCUUCACUGAAUUCAAAUUGCCAGAAGUCAGCGGGACAGAUGUUGCUCGAAUGGUUCGUGAAGUCAAGAAUGUUAACGCCCAUACGCCAAUCGUCGCAAUUACUGCCUAUCUAAAAGAGCUUCAGGCUCCUCAUUACUUCGACUCUCUGAUUGAGAAGCCUAUUAGCUCUUCAAAACUAAUUGAGGUUCUCUCUAACCUUUGCCAGUGGAAGCCGCCUUCACCAGGCCAAGCCCAAGCACUACCAAUGCCAAAUCCUAUUUCUAGUGCAAAAUUGAGCAACGCACGCUUGGGAGAUAGUCCUACGUCGGCAUCGUCUGGAUUUGCCCACCCUGGAAGUAGUAGUUUUAGAGGCUCCAGUAGAGAAGAUUCUAUCAGUUCCAGCUUUUUCGGCGACUCCGAAUCGGCAACCACGGAUGAAAUACCUGUGGUGGUCAGCCGCAAAACUACAGGAGAGUGGGGUGAGGAGUCAGGUCUUGGAAUUAGUAAUGAAGAGGCUGUUGUGGGCACCGGAGGAACCUCAAAGGUACCCAUCCCACUCAUCUCGCAACAGUCAGCCCCAGCCCAAAUGGAACAGCCUAGAUUGCCGGUUCCUCAACGAUCCUUGGAGAAACUACGUUCGAGGCGUGAACACCUCGAAAAGCGGCGUCUUGAAGGCAAUGACUCCGCGGACGACGAAGAUGAUGAACUUGGCACACAUCGAGACCGUGGUUUCCGUGGAAAGCCACCACCUCCUAGUUCAAAACUUGGUAUCGAAAUGAUGCGAGCAAAUAGUCACGAUAGUGUUGCUAUUUCAUCUGAUACCACGCCAGAACCUAUAACACAGGUAGUGACCCCCGCGAGAGAAGCAGAUGUUUCUCCAUUUUCCGGUGCUAGAUCGCCUCUUAAGAACUCUUUGCAAACACCGCCAGAUGUUUCUCCGACAUUUAGUCCGAGUACUAGCGAAGAAGGCUUGGAUAAAACACCGCGAUCAAUAGCUACUGCGGAAGACGAGGAAGCAGUAGAAGAACCAACACCACGUCCCCCGAUGAAAUCUUCUGACACUGCUCUUCGAGUAAACCAAAAUUGAUGCACUAUUUCAUCAUGCGUCUCUCAGAAACGGUCUAUUGUUUCUACUACAUUACAAUCUUUUCUAUAAGUAUUAUCCACAGCAUGGCGUUUUACGGAUUGGCGUGCCGUGUAUGCAUUCUAUUUCUUUUGUUAAGGAAGUGAUAGCAACGGAGUU